AUGUCUGAAGACAAUAAAUCACAAUCUCCACAUUCACCUUCACAGAUCAGGUUUAAAGUUACCAAAACUUAUAAUCCUAGAGUUCAAGUUCAACGUCGGAAAAAUAUUCAUAAUUUCUAUGAAUUUGUAAGAAUAGCAAAUCUAUUAAAAGAAACCAACGUUACCUUAUUCCUUGAACCGUCAACUCCUGGAACCGAACGUUUAAACAUCAUUAAUGAGACUGGAAUGGCUAUGAGUGGUUCAAUUAAUAAACAUAGACGUGCCCCAAGACAACUUUGGUCGGACGAAGAAGUAGAACGAUUGAAGGCUGCUCAUGAUAAAUAUAAUGACACAUUAUUAGAGAAAAUAGAUUUUUUUAUAUUUUUUAUUAGUCAAUUAGUUAUUAUGUAA
This is a messenger RNA of Entrophospora sp. SA101, 390 nucleotides long. Lineage: Eukaryota; Fungi; Glomeromycota; Glomeromycetes; Entrophosporales; Entrophosporaceae. The record is from the annotation of a GenBank genome assembly.